Molecule: messenger RNA, 1704 nt
Organism: Eimeria maxima
Lineage: Eukaryota; Apicomplexa; Conoidasida; Eucoccidiorida; Eimeriidae
Product: plectin, putative
Exons: 4
Coding region: 1-1704 (567 amino acids)
Source: RefSeq, a predicted model, not a curated record
AUGGAAGGCGACCCAGAGUUCUUGUCACACUUGCAGCAACUUGGCUCCGAGUACAAACGACUAAAGGAGCAGCGUGAGGAAUCCCAACGGCUCGCUGACUCCCUGAAGGCUCAGAAUAACGAAUUAGCCACAGCUAAUCAAGAGUUGGCGAGGCAGCGAAAGGAGCUCUUGCUUGAAAACGAAACCCUAAUAGAAAAGCUUCAGGCAACAACUCAGGAGAAGACCUUGCUGGAAGCGCAGCAGCAAGAGCACCAGAAUCAGCUACAGGCUCUACAGCAGGAGCUGCAGCAACACCAGCAAGCCGCAGCUACUGCGGCGGCGGCAGCAGCAGCCGAAUUCGAGGCUGCAAACCUAAAGUUGAGGGAGGCCAGUCGUAAGGCAACCGCAGCAGCCGAAGCCGCUGAACGACAGCUGAAGGAAACGCAGGAAGGUGCAGCAGCAUUCAAGCUGAAAGCAGAGGCGCAGCAGAGGCAACUGAUAGAAGCCAAUGCCAAACUCAGCCAUGAGAACAGGGAGCUUUCGGAAAGAAGCAAGGACCUCAGCGACCGAAACCGAAACCUGCAGAAAAAAAGGCAAGAGCUGGCGGAGCAGGUCAAAACCCUGGAGGCGGCGCAACGGCGCAGUAAUGACGAACAGCAGCUGCAGCAGCAGCAGCUUCAGCAACAACAGGAGGAGUUGCGCUCCGUUAAGCAAACCAAUAGAACACUACUAGCGAAGAGUAAGCAGCAACAAGAGGAGAGACAGGAGGCCCUCAAGCAGCUUCGGCAGCAACUGCAAGAUCUCCAGCAACAGCAGCAACAGCAGCAGGAACAGCUUGAUAAGCGUACCCAGGAAAUUGCAGCAACAGAGUCGCAGCUGGCCCAGCAGCAGCAAGCGGCUGCAGCUCAGCAAGAGCGGCUACAACAGCAGAUCGAGCAGCAGCAGCAGCAGCUGAGAGCAGCUGUAGCUGCGAAUACGAAAGCAGUGGAUGACCUUAACACUGAAAAGGCACGCGCAGCAGAAGAUCGCAUGCAUUUUGAGAUACGGCUGCAGGAGCUACAGCAGCAGCAGCAGCAAGCAGCGGCGGCAGCUGCUGCAGCAACUGAAGAACAGCAAGACGCAAUCAGGAGAGUAGAGGCUCUUUGCAGUGAACGCCAGCGGGCGUACGAAUAUCUGGGACCUCUUUUGGUGCAGGUGCCGCAUCAUAGCAGCAGUAGCAAGCGGAGCUGCAGCAACAGCAGCAAGCGCGGUAGCAGCGACGGGGAGGAGGAUGACGAAGACCGAGUCGGUGGCGCCCUAGCAGCAGCAGCAAAACGUGCUGCAGCAGCUUAUAUGCAUUUGAGGAACGAGCACGAUAGAGCUUGUCAGGAAGCAGAGCUACUACGGCAGGAGCUGCUGCAGCAGCAACAACAGGAACAGAGACUCCAGCGGGAAAUUAGGAUGGCUACAGAAGAGACUCACGCCGCUGUUAGAGAGAAGAGAGAGCUGGCUGCUCACUAUGUGGCCCUUGCACAGGGUGUGCAACAGCUGGCACGCGAUAGUGAAUCAUUGGGUAUCUGCGGCCUACUGCAAGAGAAGAAGGAGCACGGCACUUCGCUAGUGCCUCUUAGAACAAGUGUUGCGACAAAUGCUCAAGCCCAUGCAGCCCAAGAGUGGAAUCCUCUUUCUGCCAGAGCCUCCACCACCGACAGCUACGCAGUCGCUUCGCCACACGCUCAAACCUAA